GGUUCGACCCACUUCCGGUUCGCACUACAACAACGCAGUGCACAUGGGGAGCAGGAGUUAGCGACGGAUACCGAUCGUGUUCCCUUCGACCUUAUUAAUAAGACGUUGUUCUGUGCGAGGUGACAACAUCAGAAGAAGUUAUCAUGGGGAAGAAGAAGACGGGCGGAGGAUGCGGACUGGGCAGAGCUCUGAUAAAAGAGAGAAUCCAGGCAGGCCGAGGAAACAAGAGGGGCGACUCCUGGCUCCACACCAGUGAGCUGAAUGAUGGCUAUGACUGGGGACGGCUGAACCUGCAGUCGGUGACCGAACAGAGUUCCAUGGAUGAUUUCCUGGCGACUGCUGAACUUGCAGGAACAGAGUUCGUUGCAGAGAAGCUCAACAUCAAGUUUGUGCCGGCGGAAGCGCGAGCAGGAAUAUUAACAGCCGAGGAGAAAACCAGGCUGAAGAAGCUGCACGAAGACAACCAGCACUUCCUCCGGAUUCCUCGACGCCCCCAUUGGGAUGAAGGCACCAGUCCAGAUGCACUGCAGCAGGCGGAGAAAGACAGCUUCUUGGAGUGGAGACGAGAGCUAGCACAGCUUGAAGAAGAGCAGAAGCUAAUUCUCACCCCGUUUGAGAGGAAUCUUGAGUUCUGGAGACAGCUUUGGAGAGUGAUCGAGAGGAGUGAUGUUGUCGUACAAAUUGUUGAUGCCAGAAAUCCCUUGCUGUUCAGAUGUCCUGACCUGGAGUUGUAUGUAAAGGAGGUGUCGGACGAUAAGGUGAACAUGCUGUUGGUGAACAAGGCCGACCUGCUAACCAGGAAGCAGAGGCGAGUGUGGGCCAAACACUUUGAGAAAGAGGGGCUGAGGGCAGUUUUCUGGUCUGCGCUGGCCGAGAGCAACAGGCUGGAUGCAGAGGAGAAGGGCAUGGAAGUGGAGGAUGAAGAGUGUGAAGAGAGUGAAGAAGAAGAAGAGGACGGAAUGCCAGACAAUGAAGACUUGAGUCAAAAAGGAGCAGUGGGAGAGAAGGUAGCGAAGGCUGAGGAUGACGAGGGAGAAGAGAGCGGUACAGACGAUGAGCAGCGGGAAAAGAUAACUGUAGAAGAGGAGGAUUGGCACACCUGUUCCGAAGAUGAGGAUGAUGAAGAGGAAAGGGCCGCCGGUUCAUCCAAUGAAUCCUCGUUCCACAACUCCAGUCGUCUGCUGCACAAAGAUGAGCUGCUGGACAUUUUCAAGGCUGUUCACAACAGGCCCAGGUGUAAAGAAGGACAACUGACCGUGGGACUGGUCGGGUAUCCUAACGUGGGAAAGAGUUCCACCAUCAACACCAUCCUCAGGAACAAGAAGGUUUCUGUUUCUGCCACGCCAGGACACACAAAGCACUUUCAGACACUGUAUGUGGAGGCAGGCCUGUGCCUCUGUGACUGCCCAGGUCUGGUCAUGCCUUCCUUUGUCUCCACCAAAGCUGAGAUGAUCUGCUCUGGGAUCCUGUCCAUCGACCAGAUGAGAGACCACGUACCUGCAGCCUCUUUUAUAUGUCAGACGAUCCCUCGGCAUGUGUUCGAAGGCACCUAUGGCAUAAACAUAAUCCGACCACGAGAAGAUGAAGACCCCGACAGGCUCCCCACGUCAGAGGAGCUGCUGAUGGCUUAUGGAUACAUGAGAGGUUUCAUGACGUCACAUGGCCAGCCUGAUCAGCCCAGAUCGGCCCGCUACAUCCUGAAGGAUUAUGUCAACGGGAAGCUUCUGUACUGCCAUCCUCCUCCACACAUUAAUGUUGAAGACUUCCAGCCACAGCACGACAAGUUCCAGAAUAGAGAUUCAGACGAUUGUGACCCUUCCUCCACAACAACAAACAAACACAAGAAAAUCAAAAGAAUUGAGAAUGUGGUUGACAAGAACUUCUUCCAUCAGGAGAAUGUGCGGGCGCUCUCCAAGGGGGUUCAGUCCGUCAUGGGCUACAAACCCGGCAGUGGACCCGUUGGCCAAGGUAAAGCUGAAUCCGAGAUGGUGGAUGGCAAACCCUGGAAAAAACACGGGAACAGUAACAAGAAGGAGAAAGUGCGCCGGCUCAACAGACAUCUGGAUGCUUGAUCUAACAUCUAAAAACUUUCAAUUACAGAUCAUUUCAGACGGAAUGGGUAAAAAAACAACGUGCAGUUCACAUGUGAUUCCAAGGGAAUUGACGGCGAGCAGCAUUCAUAGGUAAACACACUAUGGCGCCUUAAUCCCGUAAGAAGGGGACGGUCAGCCUGUUGUGAGAUUAAUUAAUCAAGUGCAUAAUCUGUAUUGGACUGCUCUGGCUGGAAGAAAGUAUAUUGGUGCAAUGCAUUCCAUUAUCUGGAUCACGAGUAGUACAGCAGCUUUCUCUCCAGUGUUUGGAAAUUUAGUGAAAUUUGAAAAAAAUAAUAAUUUAAAAAACGUUUCCAUUGAAGCUGUUUUUGCAUCACAAUAUUUUCAGUAACUGGAUAAUCUACUGUCUGUUGGAUUCAGGUUUUAACCACAUGAUCAUUGACAAAUGUAAUGAAGAUGGAUUAUAGAAUAAAAUCAAUGUUUUCAUGUUA
Messenger RNA from Scophthalmus maximus (turbot), 2542 nucleotides. It is a transcript of the gene lsg1, whose product is annotated as large 60S subunit nuclear export GTPase 1. Lineage: Eukaryota; Metazoa; Chordata; Actinopteri; Pleuronectiformes; Scophthalmidae. Gene Ontology annotation, molecular function: GTPase activity; GTP binding. The record is from RefSeq and is a predicted model, not a curated record. The transcript has 14 exons. Gene Ontology annotation, cellular component: cytosol. Gene Ontology annotation, biological process: ribosomal subunit export from nucleus. Bases 144 to 2072 code for a protein of 642 amino acids.